Messenger RNA from Annulohypoxylon maeteangense, 1635 nucleotides. RefSeq lists its product as uncharacterized. Bases 319 to 1545 code for a protein of 408 amino acids. The transcript has 2 exons. Lineage: Eukaryota; Fungi; Ascomycota; Sordariomycetes; Xylariales; Hypoxylaceae. The record is from RefSeq and is a predicted model, not a curated record.
UGAAAUUAUUUUUAAAAGCUAGGUAUGUAUAUUGAGAACAGUGAAACAAUUAUAACGAUCACAAGGGGCAAGUUACUGGGCGAGAAGCCUGUACCGUUGGCAUAGGCAGCAAGGUUCUUAAUUUUUGGCGCCACCAUAGCCUAGGUAGGCUGCGUGCAGGAAAUCGUACGUCUUACAGCGACAAGGCUGGCAAUUCGGUUUGUAACUUAGACUAAGCUGCUCAAAUAUAAAAAGAAAAAAUUUUCAUUCCUACCACAAUCAAUUCCCAAGGACCCUUCAGUGAGAUUUCAACGCGUGGAAGUAGAGCCUCGAGAAGCCAUGGCGGCCUUUGGCAGAUACGAGCCUAAUUACGAAGAUGAUGGAUUUUCGAGGGAACCGAAAACGCCCGGCGAAGUGGUGAUGUGGUUUGGGAAAUUCAAAGGCACGCAGUUGGAGAAGCUCGAUGACAACUACCGAUGGAAAAUCUACCGUAUGGGUCGAGAAAUACCAUCCAACAUGUUGAGAGAGUUCAGAGACGUACACGAUCGAUACACGGCUUGGCUAGACGAAACGCGGAGCCCGCUAUCAACUGAGGUCUGGUUCGGGCAGCACCGAGGCCACGAAUUGCGGGUCCUGUACGCCGCGCCGAGGAAAUGGAACUGGCUAGUCAAGAAUACCGUGUGGGGGCCCGAACUCGUCGGCAUCGAGAAGAGGUUCAUCGCUUGGAGGGCAAGACACCCAAAGAAACAACCUGCUUCUAGGGCACGACCUGUCAUCUUGAACCCGGUUGGAAGGAGGCUUGGACCUGCCGAUGAUAGGGUAGCAUCGGACAAUGAUGAGUCUUAUGAUAGCGACGAUGGGUUCGUCGUCAGUGAUAAUGAAAUGGACGACAGCGAUUGGGAUGAAGAUGAAUGGAAGGAUGACGAGGACAGUGAGGAUGUGGAAUACUUUACGGAUGGGGAAGUGUCGAACGAUGAAACAGCCACUCUCCAAGAUGAAGAGAUGGCUGAAGCUCCAUCUGACCGUGACUUUGAUUCGGAUUCAUCGAUCUCGCUGCCAUCCGUGGCCGAGAUCGCACGGCGAUCAGCAGCCAAGAAGACGCCGACCAAAUCCAGCCCGCCGUUGAAUAACCGCCAUCAUCCCUAUGCCAACUCGACCCCGAUCAGACCGAGGUCCACCCGCCAUAAGUACAUUGUCACCGACUCAGACGAUGAUGAAGACGACGACGAUAUGCCUAUUACCACGCCCUCUCAAAGCACGGGAAAGAUUCGAAAGACAUUUGACUUCACAGCCGACCCGGAAAUAACACCCAAGGCCAACUCGAGUCGUCGCGUUACCAGCAGACGAACAAAUCAAGAAGAUAGUCCGAGUCGAGGAUCAAAGAACCUUCAGUCAACUGUCAUCACCCUGUCGUCCGACUCAGAAGUAGAGGCGCCUUCUUCGUCUCUCAAGAUUCGCGGCCAGAAACUUCCUGUCCAUAUCACCGACACAGAGACGGCUGAUUCCGACGACGAGCCUCUGGUCCCCAAAUUGCGCAAGGAGUGGGUGACCAAAGCACGGCGGUGAAUGCGUCGUACUUUGUGGCGUAUUGGGUGGCAUGCCCAUUUCCUUUUUGGUGGCGUCGGGUUUCGGUGCUCUGAUAGAGUAUGGUGUUGC